Messenger RNA from Penicillium macrosclerotiorum, 903 nucleotides. Its product is annotated as phosphoribosylaminoimidazolesuccinocarboxamide synthase. Gene Ontology annotation, cellular component: cytoplasm. Lineage: Eukaryota; Fungi; Ascomycota; Eurotiomycetes; Eurotiales; Aspergillaceae. Bases 1 to 903 code for a protein of 300 amino acids. The transcript is spliced from 3 exons. Gene Ontology annotation, biological process: 'de novo' IMP biosynthetic process. The record is from RefSeq and is a predicted model, not a curated record. Gene Ontology annotation, molecular function: phosphoribosylaminoimidazolesuccinocarboxamide synthase activity.
AUGGCGGAAGCUGUAACGACCACUGACCUACAGGGUGCCCUGCCACUCAUUGCUCGGGGAAAGGUGCGCGACUUGUAUGAAGUCGACGAGAAGACCCUCCUCUUCGUUGCCAGUGACCGCAUUUCCGCCUACGAUGUGAUCAUGGAAAAUGGCGUUCCGAACAAGGGUAUUCUUCUCACCCUAUGCACCAAGACCUGGUUCAAGAUCCUGUCGGAAGCCCUUCCCACGCUGCGCACCCACUUUAUCACUCUCGACCUCCCUCCCCAGAUUCCCGAAUCACUUCGACCUAUGCUGCAGAACCGGAGUAUGCAGGUGCGUAAACUACGCAUCCUGCCGAUUGAAGCCAUUGUCCGCGGUUACAUCACCGGCUCCGCCUGGAAGGAGUACCAGAAGUCUGGCACUGUGCAUGGUAUCAAGGUUGCGCCCGGAUUGAAGGAGAGCGAGGCCUUCCCCGACGGCCCGAUCUAUACCCCCAGUACCAAGGCAGAGCAGGGUGAGCAUGACGAGAACAUCCAUCCGGAUCAGGCUACUGCGAUUGUCGGAGAGCCCUACGCCUCGACUAUUGCCACGCUCGCUGUACAACUGUAUAAGGCGGCUCAUGCUUACGCUCUCGAGCGCGGUGUUAUCAUUGCCGAUACCAAGUUCGAGUUCGGUGUCGAUGAGGAGACGAAUGAGGUCGUGCUGGCUGACGAAGUGCUGACUCCGGAUUCGUCCCGUUUCUGGCCCAAGGACACCUACGAGAUCGGUCGUGGUCAGUCCAGCUUUGACAAGCAGUACUUGCGUGACUGGCUUGUUUCUCAGGGACUGAAGGGCAAGGAGGGUGUGCGGAUGAGCGAUGAAGUUGCGCAGAAGACCGCAGAGAAGUACAAGGAGGCAUGGGAGAAGCUUACCGGCGGCAACUAA